This is a messenger RNA of Choloepus didactylus (southern two-toed sloth), 2707 nucleotides long. Its product is annotated as integrator complex subunit 6-like. The coding region runs from base 59 to 2425 and encodes 788 amino acids. Gene Ontology annotation, biological process: snRNA 3'-end processing. The transcript has a single exon. The record is from RefSeq and is a predicted model, not a curated record. NCBI's taxonomy places the organism in Eukaryota, Metazoa, Chordata, Mammalia, Pilosa, Megalonychidae. Gene Ontology annotation, cellular component: integrator complex.
UUUCGAAGAGCCGCCCUAUGCCAUCAAGGCUGGAUGGAAAGAGAACCAUGCAACGUUUAUGAAUGAACUGAAAAACCUUCCGGCUGAAGGACUUACGACUCUUGGCCAAUCCCUAAGGACAGCUUUUGAUUUGUUAAAUUUAAAUAGAUUAGUAACUGGCAUAGACAACUAUGGGCAUGGAAGAAACCCUUUUUUCUUGGAGCCAGCAAUAAUUAUUACAAUUACUGAUGGGAGCAAGUUGACUACUACCAGUGGAGUCCAGGAUGAGUUCCAUUUACCUCUUAAUUCUCCUUUGCCUGGAAGUGAAUUGACCAAGGAGCCAUUUCGCUGGGAUCAGAGACUGUUUGCGCUAGUGCUGCGGCUGCCUGGCACCAUGUCGGUCGAGUCAGAGCAGCUGACCAGGGUACCUUUAGACGACUCUGCCAUCACACCCAUGUGUGAAGUGACAGGAGGCCGCUCAUACUCUGUAUGUUCUCCAAGAAUGCUGAAUCAGUGUCUGGAGUCCUUGGUGCAAAAGGUGCAGAGUGGGGUGGUGAUAAACUUUGAAAAAGCAGGACCAGAUCCUUCUCCUGUAGAACAUGGGCAGCCAGAUGUAUCAAGGCCUUUUGGAUCUCAGCCUUGGCAUAGUUGUCACAAGCUCAUAUAUGUCAGACCAAAUCCUAAAACGGGGGUUCCUAUAGGUCACUGGCCUGUUCCAGAAUCUUUUUGGCCAGAUCAGAAUUCUCCAACACUACCACCUCGUACGUCUCAUCCUAUAGUGAAGUUCUCCUGUACAGACUGUGAACCAAUGGUUAUUGACAGAUUGCCUUUUGACAAAUAUGAGUUGGAACCUUCACCACUGACUCAAUUUAUCCUGGAAAGGAAAUCUCCUCAAACAUGUUGGCAGGUGUAUGUGAGCAGUAGUGCAAAGUAUAGUGAACUUGGCCAUCCUUUUGGUUACUUGAAAGCCAGCACAGCACUGAACCGUGUCAACUUAUUUGUGAUGCCUUGCAAUUAUCCAGUCCUUCUUCCCCUCUUAGAUGACUUGUUUAAAGUACAUGAAGCAAAACCAACACUGAAAUGGAGACAGUCAUUUGAAAGUUAUUUGAAGACGAUGCCUCCCUACUAUCUUGGGCUCUUGAAGAAAGCUGGUAGAAUGAUGGGUGCACCUAACCUAAUAGCAGACAGUAUGGAAUAUGGACUUAGUUACAGUGUCAUUUCAUACCUCAAAAAGUUGAGUCAGCAGGCCAAAAUAGAAUCUGAUAGAGUCAUCGGAUCUGUAGGCAAAAAGGUAGUACAGGAAACUGGAAUUAAAGUCCAUAGCCGAUCACAUGGUUUAUCAAUGGCUUACAGGAAAGAUUUUCAACAGCUGCUCCAGGGAAUCUCAGAGGAUGUUCCUCACAGACUGCUAGAUCUUAAUAUGAAGGAGUACACUGGUUUCCAGGUGGCUCUGCUGAAUAAGGAUUUGAAACCACAGACAUUUAGAAAUGCUUAUGACAUACCAAGACGGAAUCUUUUGGAUCACUUAACGAAAAUGAGAUCUAAUCUUUUGAAGAGCACCCGCAAAUUUCUUAAAGGACAGGAUGAAGACCAAGUGCACAGUGUUCCCAUAGCACAGAUGGGGAAUUACCAAGAAUACCUCAAGCAAGUCCCUUCUCCACUAAGAGAACUCAAUCCUGAUCAGCCUCGAAGAUUGCAUACAUUUGGGAACCCCUUUAAGCUGGAUAAAAAGGGUAUGAUGAUAGAUGAAGCAGAUGAAUUUGUGGCUGGACCUCAAAAUAAACAUAAGCGGCCUGGAGAACCAAAUAUGCAAGGGAUACCCAAAAGAUGUCGGUGUAUGUCUCCGCUACUCAGAGGCAGACAGCAGAACCCUGUUGUGAACAAUCACAUUGGAGGAAAAGGACCACCUGUACCUGUGACUCAAGCACAGCCAGAUCUUAUUAAACCCCUUCCUCUUCAUAAGAUUUCAGAAACCACUAAUGAUUCAACAAUGGAUGAUGUGGUUGAAAAUCAUGUUGCAGACCAACUUUCACCGGACAUUACCCCAAAUGCUUUGGAUACUGAAUUGUCAACAUCCUCUUCUCCAGCCAGUUUACUGGAGCGACCAACCAAUCACACCGAGGCUGUUGGUCAUGACCAUUUAGGAACUAAUGACCUUGGUGGUGGUGGAUAUUUAGAAAAUCAUGAGGAACCACGAGAUAAACAACAAUGUGCUGAAGAGAAUAUACCAGCAUCUUCACUCAACAAAGGAAAGAAAUUGAUGCAUUGCAGAAGCCAUGAAGAGGUCAACACUGAAUUAAAAGCACAAAUAAUGAAAGAGAUCCAAAAGCCAGGAAGAAAAUAUGAAAGAAUCUUCACUUUACUGAAGCACGUGCAAGGCAGCUUACAAACAAGACUAAUAUUUUUACAAAAUGUCAUUAAAGAAGCAUCAAAGUUUAAAAAAUGAAUGCUAAUAGAACAACUGGAGAACUUCUUGGAUGAAAUCCAUCGAAGAGCCAAUCAGAUCAAUCACAUUAAUAGCAAUUAAAAGAAAAUAGAAUGUGGCCAUUAAUUUCACUGUCUUCUCCAAAUACAAAGUAAAUACAAGACUGUUGUGAUCUUGCAUUCUUUUUUUGACAUGCAUUGUUGGUUAUUUGAGAUACUGAAAGCAAGUCUACAGAUCUUUUUUCCAUCAUUUUACAGUGACCUUUUCUUCAUUUUGGUUUAUUUUUGUAAUGUGAAAAGUAUC